Messenger RNA from Brachypodium distachyon (stiff brome), 1323 nucleotides. RefSeq names its product E3 ubiquitin-protein ligase SRFP1. NCBI's taxonomy places the organism in Eukaryota, Viridiplantae, Streptophyta, Magnoliopsida, Poales, Poaceae. Gene Ontology annotation, cellular component: nucleus. Gene Ontology annotation, molecular function: zinc ion binding; ubiquitin protein ligase activity. The coding region runs from base 290 to 1087 and encodes 265 amino acids. The record is from RefSeq and is a predicted model, not a curated record. Gene Ontology annotation, biological process: ubiquitin-dependent protein catabolic process; protein ubiquitination. The transcript is spliced from 12 exons.
CCCUUGCUUUGCCUGCCAACAAGAACCUCAUAAAGAACAUAACAUGCCGAGCUUUAAUUAACUUUAGAACCGGCCCUUUUACAGUCUCGGCUGAUUCUGACGACGACCCAAUCCCCAACUCCUGUUUCUUGCCAUUCUCGGUAACCCUCCAAAGUCAUACACCUACAAGAAGACUAGCAGUAUAAAAAUACUGUCCUCCCCCAUCUUCCUCGCGCGGCAACAGCAACAACAGCAGCAGCAGAAGCCAGAUCUCGAAGGCAGGAGGCCGAGACAAGAACACCGCCCGCCAAUGGACAUGGAGCUCGACGCCGAUGCGGCUCGCCACGGGUUCGGCAAGAUGGGGUUCGGGUGCGAGCACUACAGGAGGCGGUGCAGGAUCCGGUCGCCCUGCUGCAACGACGUCUUCCACUGCCGCCAUUGCCACAACGAGUCCACGAAAGACGGGCACGAGCUUGACCGGCGUGCAGUUGAAUCGGUUAUCUGUCUCGUCUGUGACACCGAGCAGCCGGUGGCGCAAUUGUGCAACAACUGCGGCGUCUGCAUGGGGGAGUACUUCUGCAGUGCGUGCAAAUUCUUCGACGACAAUGUUGAUAAGGAGCAUUACCACUGCAAGGACUGCGGCAUCUGCAGAGUUGGAGGGAAGGAGAACUUCUUCCACUGCCAGAAGUGCGGAUCGUGCUACUCGGUUACUCUCCGCGACAAGCAUCGGUGCAUCGAGAACUCGAUGAAGAACAACUGCCCGAUCUGCUACGAGUACAUGUUCGAUUCUCUGAGGGAGACGUCGGUGCUGAGGUGUGGGCACACGAUGCACUUGCAGUGCUUCCACGAGAUGCUCAAGCACGACAAGUUCACUUGCCCCAUGUGUUCGAUGUCUAUCUUUGACAUGGAAAAGUUCUUGAGGGCCUUGGAUGCAGAGAUUGAAGCCAGUUUCUCGCACAUGGGAAAGGGGUGGAUCGUGUGCAACGACUGCAGGGACACGACCCGAGUGUACCCGGGAGGAGGCAUGGCGGCGGCAGGGCAGAGGAAGUGCUGCCACUGCCAGUCCUACAACACCCGCAGGGUCGCUCCCCCUGUGCUCCCGGCAUAGCGUUUUACCACAUCUGCACCGCAGAUUGACUGCGUCGCCUCGCCUCGGUACUGUCGGCGAAGAUUAUGAGUAGUUGCCAUUGAUCUAUUGAUUCCAGCAACAUGGACUGCAUAAAAGACUAUGUUAUAUACGGUGCCGUUUUAUGUAUGUACGGUAGCAAUUGAGACAAUUCCGUUGACCCCGCGAUGUUCUUUGAUUCUCCUGAUCAUUAUUGAUACGUGAUUCAUACUGCGGUA